AGAGGGGACACCAUACUAAAAAACAUAAGAGGGGACACCAUACUAAAAAACAUAAGAGGGGACACCAUACUAAAAAACAUAAGAGGGGACACCAUACUAAAAAACAUAAGAGGGGACACCAUACUAAAAAACAUAAGAGGGGACACCAUACUAAAAAACAUAAGAGGGGACACCAUACUAAAAAACAUAAGAGGGGACACCAUACUAAAAAACAUAAGAGGGGACACCAUACUAAAAAACAUAAGAGGGGACACCAUACUAAAAAACAUAAGAGGGGACACCAUACUAAAAAACAUAAGAGGGGACACCAUACUAAAAAACAUAAGAGGGGACACCAUACUAAAAAACAUAAGAGGGGACACCAUACUAAAAAACAUAAGAGGGGACACCAUACUAAAAAACAUAAGAGGGGACACCAUACUAAAAAACAUAAGAGGGGACACCAUACUAAAAAACAUAAGAGGGGACACCAUACUAAAAAACAUAAGAGGGGACACCAUACUAAAUACAGACCGACCAGACAACAGACAGCACUAC
Molecule: messenger RNA, 537 nt
Organism: Lobosporangium transversale
Lineage: Eukaryota; Fungi; Mortierellomycota; Mortierellomycetes; Mortierellales; Mortierellaceae
Exons: 1
Source: RefSeq, a predicted model, not a curated record